CCACAACCAGCCACUUGAAGCCACAGCGGAACUGUCUUGGCCCAAGCUCAUCGGCGCUGUUGUCCUGUCAAUCUCCGUUCUUACCUUGUGACGCCGCGAACGUCUACUGUCCAAGUCGCCAAGCUACCCCCGUUCUUGGAAUAUCACAGGCAACCAGGCAACCUGAGGAAAAUCAUUGCUUGAGUUGAGGCCACUAGACGCUUUCAAGGACUCCAUUUCGCCGUUCCUCUGUGGAGCAUUUUGAUCCCAUCGCCGACAUUUCCGGUAGCAAUACAGGGGAUCGCAUCAUCGUCAGUUUACGGUGAAUUGUUUCCCCUCUGCGGUCUCACCAUCAUUAGUUUGAGUCAGUAAUUCCUUUACUCUCUACGAUCCCAUUAUCUUCCAGUUACGGUAGAUCACCCACAACGCAGAUAGCCAUGGCAACCACACUACGCACCAAGCGCAUGACUCGGGAGCAUGGAGAGCUCAUCAAAGCCAACCCCGACUACUUUGUUUACUUCAAAGAUGACGGCCUGACCAAAUUCGACGCUUACGUCGUUGGACCCGAGGACACACUCUACCAGCACAAGUUUGUUAAACUGCGCUUCGAGAUUCCCGAGAAAUAUCCCCUGGUUCCACCAAAGGUCACUUUCAUACAGCAUUCGGGACAGAGGAUUCACCCCAAUCUCUAUGUCGAAGGCAAAGUAUGCCUCAGCAUCAUUGGCACGUGGCCCGGAGAACCUUGGGCUUAUGGAAUGAAUUGUCACACCGUCCUCAUCACAAUCCGAUCUCUUCUCGAUAACCAGCCGUACAAGCAUGAGCCUAAUCAACCAGACGAUCCGGCUUUCAAUCGCUUCGUCCAGUUCUCAACCUGGAGGUGCCUGUUGCUAGAUUAUCUUCGGAAUGAGAAGGAGGAGCUGGGCAAGGCUUUCCUCCAAAAGUGCGUUCUCGAAAACGGGCCUAACAUGCUCGAGGAGCUGCACCGGCAGCGCAUGACCCACGCUCUGAAGAAGGAGGCGUUCACUUGCCCGUAUGUGAGUGGCAAAGCCAGAACAAUCAGGCAUCCGGACUACGAUAGUUUGAUCCAAGAUUUGACUGCCGCUAUUUCCACUGCUAGCGGAGGUGGAGCACCCAAGGCAUUCGAGAAACGGGCCAGAGAGGAAGAUGAUGCGCCUCAGUCCGCUUCCGGACGAGGAAAUGUCGCAGAUUUCACCGAACAGCACAAGGGCAAGCGUGCCAAGAAGGGCUCCUCAGGCGCUGUUGCUGGUGUGCCAAAUGGCGACUUUGGUCGCUGCGCCGAAAAGCCGAUCGCACUUGAUGAGGCUCAGGUUACCGCCAGCCCCAAAAAGACAGCUAAAGAAACCAGUAGUUCACUAACUUGACUUGAGAAUAUGGGCGCUAUGAGGCGUUAUCCUACCCACCAGACAUAAAAUCCUCGAUUUUGCUGCCACGCAAACUUUACGAGUGGAGGGCAAUAGGAAAUACUAAAACAGG
Messenger RNA from Pseudomassariella vexata, 1473 nucleotides. Its product is annotated as ubiquitin-conjugating enzyme/RWD-like protein. NCBI's taxonomy places the organism in Eukaryota, Fungi, Ascomycota, Sordariomycetes, Amphisphaeriales, Pseudomassariaceae. The coding region runs from base 417 to 1361 and encodes 314 amino acids. The transcript has 3 exons. The record is from RefSeq and is a predicted model, not a curated record.